Caenorhabditis auriculariae is the source of this 1431-nucleotide messenger RNA. The record is from the annotation of a GenBank genome assembly. NCBI's taxonomy places the organism in Eukaryota, Metazoa, Nematoda, Chromadorea, Rhabditida, Rhabditidae.
AUGAUUUCGAAAGAAAGAUUUCAAGGCGCAGUGGUCUCGAAGGAAGAGAUCAAACGGACGCUCAAGUCCGACUUUGGCCCAACUUGUCUGGCGAUUUUGACCUCCGUGCCGCAUAUCGUCGGCGGAUCAGCUCACCUGUUGUGCAAUUGUCAUAAAGAACAUCGCCAGACAUUCCUCGAUUGCGUCAUCGGAUUCUCCUCGACGGAGCAUAGAAUAACAUCGUCGCCAGACGUCCCAUCUCUAAGUUUCAGGUAUCAUUUUCGUGUAAUUUGAACUUUUUACGAUCAGAAACGUCGAAAAAUAGGAGAAAGAAAGGUGCGCGGAAAACCCGAAACGAACGAGAGGAAAUGAUAAAUAUUGUUCUUAAUAUAAUUCACUUGGCUCCUUCUACUAAAGAAUCUCUUAAAUAGUUAACAGAGAACUCAAAUUUUACACAAAACUCGGGUAAAAUUAGAAGGAACUACUUUUUUAUCAUUAAUGAUCGUUUAAGGCGAAAUUACAAAGUUAAUUUUUUUUAUGCACAGUUAUUAAAGCAUUAACAUUCCCUAUAAACUUUUGUUAGAAACAACUUUCAAGAAACGAACAAAAACAAAAAAAAAUUUUGAAUUUGUAAAAUUUUGAAAACAUUUUAGCACACACACACACGCUCGCGCAAAGGCGCACGCUUUCAUGAGAAUUUCAAAAAUUGUUUUUCUCGAUUUUUUUAAAUAUUUAUUUCUAAUGUCGUGUUCAAAGUAAUUUCCGCGAAAUGCGAAAUGGUCUCUGACCCUCCAAAAUUCAGUUAUCUUUCUCUUUCUCUUCAGUUAUCUUUCUCUUUCUCCAAAAUUCAGUUAUCUUUCUCUUUCGACGGCUAUUUUGAAUUUCGCGGAAUCACUUUGAACACGGCAUAAAUUUUGAAAUAUUUUUUCUAUUUUAUCGAAAAACUUGGUUUUUUUUUUCGAAAUUUUCCACUCCAAAGAACAGAUUUUUUCUUUUAAAAAUUAUUUCCCCUUGGAGGUAAGUUGUUCCAAUAUACGCUUUUUUCUUCUCGUUUGAAAACCGUAGCAACGAGCGCAUUCCGCGUUGAGAAAAAAAAAGAGAACGGUCAUGGAAACCGGUUUUCCUAUUACUCGGUAACAUUUUGUAACUCACCAAAGUGCCCUUUGCUGCGAUUUUACGGUUGAAAGCAAUUGGUUUUUGAGUUUUACGCCUUUUUUGGCAACACUUUUUCAGGUGAAGUCAGUUUGAGAAAUCUUUUUCGGUUUUGAAAAUUGCGAAACUACUUUGAAUAGCAGGCUUUAAAUAUAAAAACUGUGCUCUUUUGAACAAUCCCUGCGGAAAUUUUCGAACAGGUAGCAUACGAUAGAAUUAGAAAUUCUUUGAUUUUUGAUUUCCAGAACCCGACAAUCCGUCCGUAGCCAUUUAAUCACGGCUUAUCCUGUCGCACAUUAA